This is a messenger RNA of Striga asiatica, 2093 nucleotides long. The record is from the annotation of a GenBank genome assembly. NCBI's taxonomy places the organism in Eukaryota, Viridiplantae, Streptophyta, Magnoliopsida, Lamiales, Orobanchaceae.
UUAAUAAUCACAAUAUUGCUUAAGCAAAGAUAUGCCUUUCUCGUUUCGUUAAGGUUUUCUCUUCCACACACCAUACAUACUACAAUAUUUAAAAAAAAAAAGAAAAAUGUCGAUUACAUCGGCAAUUAUCUCGGCCGUAAUAGCCCUAUCUUCCUCCAUCUCCUUCCUCUUCUUCCCCUCUCAACCCUCCUAUCAUUCUCUCUUCAUCUCUCCCUCCUUCUCAAGCAACGACUCAAUUGCAAUCCAUCUCCGGACCCUCACUCGCCGGCCCCACAUUGCGGGCUCAGAGGCGAACUAUGAAGCGGGUGAUUACGUACUCUCCACCUUAUCCUCUCUCGGAAUCGAGUCUCGAGUCUCGCCUUACGAAGCAGCCCUCGACUAUCCGAGCCACCGUUCUCUUGUCCUACUAACCGACCCAUCAGUCGAGUUUGCCCUCGUCCAAGAGACCUAUGAGGGCGACCCGUAUGCUAAUGUGACUGCAGAAGCUGUCCCGACUUUCCAUGCUUAUGCUCGAUCGGGCACUGCCGUGGGACCCGUUGCGUACGCCAACUACGGGCGUGUGGAGGAUUACGAGGUGUUAAAGCAGAUGGGGGUCAACGUCUCGGGUAGUGUGGUACUUGCAAGGUACGGGCAGAUAUUUAGAGGGGACAUAGUCGAUAAUGCGUUUGCUGAGGGUGCAGUGGGAGUGCUUAUCUUCACCGACAAGAAGGACUUUGGCGGGGAAGAGUGGUUUCCAGAUGACAGGUGGAUGCCUCCGAGUGGGGUCCAGCUGGGCUCUGUCUACAGUGGCAUGGGUGACCCCACCACCCCAGGCUGGCCAAGCACCCCAGCCUGCGAGAGGAUACCUGACGACCACGUGGCAGAUGUUCCGCUCAUACCUUCUCUCCCCAUCUCUUGGGCUGAUGCUGAUGUCAUUAUCCGGGAGAUUGGGGGACAGGUGGCGGCCGAUGAUUGGCAAGGAGGGAAGGAUGCCCCUGUUUACAGACUCGGCCCAGGGCCCGCGGCCGUCAACUUGACUUACAUAGGGAACCAUGUGAUUAGAAGAAUCGAGAAUGUUAUCGGUGUAAUUGAAGGAUGGCAAGAACCUGACAGGUAUGUUAUUCUGGGUAACCAUCGGGACGCAUGGUCGUUUGGGGCUGCCGAUCCCAAUAGUGGGACCGCAUGCCUUCUCGAGAUUGCUGAAAGAUUUUAUAAGCUUCAGCAGAAGGGGUGGAGGCCAAGAAGAACUAUCAUUUUCUGCAGUUGGGAUGGAGAGGAAUUCGGCCUGAUAGGUUCAACAGAAUGGGUUGAAGAGAACAGACAAAUGUUGGCAUCGAGGGCAGUGACUUACUUGAAUCUUGAUGUUGCAGUUGCUGGACCUCAAAUACUUCCCCCCUCUGCAACUCCUCAGCUUGAUGAUCUGCUUGCAGAAGCUGCUAAGCAGGGCUCCAAAUUUUUUACGCGACUCAUCAAUGCAGAUUACCCAGUUUACCACUCGUUGUACGAUGAUUUUGUCUGGAUGACCAAAUUUGGUGAUCCAAUGUUUCAAAAGCAUGUAGCAGUCGCAAGUCUUAGUGGUUUAGUAGCACUCAGACUGGCAGACGACGAGAUUUUACCAUUCAACUACACCUCUUACGCACUCGAGCUUCAGAAAUGUGCAGAGGAGUUGAAAAGUCGAUUGUUGAAUAGAACCGUGACCCUCGAUCCCCUGUUCAAGUCCAUCAACGACCUUGAAAAAGCUGCCGCAAACAUAAACAUCGAGCGGAAGGCAUUUAUGGAAAGCAAAGGCUGGUCAUCAGUGAGGAUAGACGAGCAGAAAGCACGAGAUUUGAACGACAGGCUGAUGAUGACUGAGCGUGCAUUCACAGACAGUGAUGGACUUACAGGAAGGUCGUGGUACAAGCAUUUGAUCUAUGGACCAUCAAAGACUGACGAGUAUGGCUCCAGCGCCUUCCCAGGAGUCGAUGAUGCAAUUGGCAAUGCACUCGACUUAAAUACAGCCGAGUCUUGGAGUUCAGUACAACAUGAAAUUUGGCGAGUUGCUAGGGUCAUUACACAAGCUUCACUAUGCCUCGGGGGAAAGUUAACAUGAAAUCCAAGCAUUGUGUGUCGUC